Messenger RNA from Contarinia nasturtii (swede midge), 1526 nucleotides. RefSeq names its product serine protease inhibitor dipetalogastin-like. The record is from RefSeq and is a predicted model, not a curated record. NCBI's taxonomy places the organism in Eukaryota, Metazoa, Arthropoda, Insecta, Diptera, Cecidomyiidae. Gene Ontology annotation, molecular function: protein binding. Bases 111 to 1343 code for a protein of 410 amino acids. The transcript has a single exon.
UAAGAAAUCAAAUCGAACAGUUCAAUUGAAGCAAAAACAAAAGAUUUAUACGAAAAGUGUUCAACGUGAUAUCAACUAGAAGAAAAGAAGAAUCAAAUAAAAUUGGAAAAAUGGGAGUAAACAAACUAUUCGUUAUCAUUGGAGUCGUUGCCUUAGUGCAAUCAAUUUACUCUGCACCCGCAUCUACUGACUGCCGCUGUAUUCGUCAAUAUCUCCCCGUUUGUGGAUCGGACAACGUAACUUACUCCAACAACUGUCUGUUUGAAUGUGAAAAGAAACGAAAUCACAAUUUGAUCAUCAAAUACAAUGGUAAAUGCAGCAACGAUCAAAUCGUUCCAGUUCCAUACGCAUCGGAAGAUUGCGCCUGCACUCUUAUUUUUGAACCAGUCUGCGGUAGUGACGGCAAUACAUAUGUCAACGAAUGUUCUUUGAACUGCGUGGGAAAGAACCUCAGAAGCUUAGAAAUGAAACACAAAGGUGAAUGCCAAGAUGACGAGAAAGUUGUGCCAGUUCCAUACGCAGCUGAUGAUUGUAUCUGCACCCGAAACUUUGCACCAGUCUGUGGAAGCGAUGGAAAUACAUACGCCAACGAGUGCACAUUGAAUUGCGCCAUUAAAAACAUAAAAGGAUUGAGCUUGAAACACAAAGGAGAAUGCAAGGAAAACGAAAAGGUUGUACCAGUUCCAUACGCAGUUGAGGAUUGUGUUUGUGCUCGAAACUUUGCACCAGUCUGUGGAAGGGAUGGAAAAACAUACACCAACGAGUGCAGAUUGAAUUGCGCCAUUAAAAACAUCAAAGAAUUGAGCUUGAAACACAAAGGAGAAUGCAAAGAAGACGAAAAGGUUGUACCAGUUCCAUACGCAGUUGAGGAUUGUAUUUGCGCUCGCAACUUUAUACCAGCCUGUGGAAGUGAUGGAAAUACAUACUCUAACGAAUGCAUGUUGAAUUGCGCCAUUAAAAACAUCAAAGGAUUGAGCUUGAAACACAAGGGCGAAUGCAAGGAAGAUGAGAAAGUUGUGCCAGUUCCAUACGCAGUUGAGGAUUGUGUUUGUGCUCGGAACUUUGCACCAGUCUGUGGAAGCGAUGGAAAUACAUACACCAACGAAUGUAUAUUGAAUUGCGCCAUUAAAAACAUCAAUGGAUUGAGCUUGAAACACAAAGGAGAAUGCAAGGAAAACGAAAAGGUUGUACCAGUUCCAUACGCAGUUGAGGAUUGUGUUUGUGCUCGAAACUUUGCACCACUCUGCGGAAAUGAUGGAAAAACUUAUACCAACGAAUGCACAUUCAAUUGUGCUAGCAGGAGCAAUAAAAGCUUGAAAGUGAAACAUCAAGGCAGAUGUUAGUCAUCGAAUGAUAAUUGAGCAUAGCAUAAUUUAAGUUUCUGAUAAUAAUUGAUAUUGAUCUAAUGCAAGACUUAUAGCUUAAAUAUCUAAGAUUAAGUAACUUCUAUUUAAAUUAUUCAUUGAUUGUACUUUGGCCGCUGGAAGGAAAUGUGCAAAUAAAACGAAAAAAUUCCAUUACUUAAA